AAUUUUGGGUUCCCUGCCCCUUUCCUGUUGCCAUAGUACAUAGCCAGAGGGUCGUAAGUAUCGGUUUUUGUUCCACGUUUCCGCAGAUUCUGUGUCUGGCUUGCAUAGUGAUAUGGUCAGAGUCGAUCGAUAGCAAGCGAUUGACAGUCUAGUGGCUAUAGCGGUGGAUUCCCACGAGAGAAGUGAUAGGUUCAAAUCUAUGCAAGUCAUAAUCAAUUUUCAUAAUUUUUCCUUGUUUUUUCUAUAUUUUUAAAGCAAAUUAGAUGGAAUGCCUAGAUUGUGUAAAAAAUGCGAGUUUUUUCACAUUUUUUAAAACAAAAUCUGAAUUUGUUUUCUUUGGCAAGGACUUAGAAAAAAAAGCAAAUUCAGAUUUUGUUGAAAAUAAUGUGAAAAAACUCGCAUUUUUUCACAAUCUAGGCAUUCCAUCUAAUUCGCUUUGAAAAUAAAGAAAAAACAAGGAAAAAUUAUGAAAAAUUGAUUCUGACUUGCAUAGAUUUGAACCUAAUACCACUUUAGUGGGAAUCUACCGCUUUAACCAUUCGACUGUCAAUUGCUUACUUUCAGUCGACUCUGACCAUAGCACUAUGCAAGCCAGACACAGAAUCUGCGGAAAUGUGGAACAAAAACCGAUACUUACGACCCUCUGGCUAUGUACUAUGGCAACAGGGAAGGGGCAGGGAACCCAAAAUUGGUCCCACACAGAAGCGUACGAUGAUGGGCCGUGACUAUAGUAGGCCAUGCUUAGGAGCGUCUGUUUCUGUUAUUCAGUUUUCAAACGCCAAAACACGUUGGAAACUGCUGUUGGUUUCGGUAAUUCUUCUUCUACUUAGGUCGUGAAGUAAACAAAAAUAUUGCUUAAAGAAUGAAGAUUGAGGAGUUGAAUUCGAUGAGUUAUAGGGAGAUCGAAAAGCUGGCGAAAGAGAAGCUCAACAUCACUCGUCGUGGCCGUGUGUCCAAGGAAAUUCUUAUUGAGCAACUACUACAACACCACCAAAACCUCCUUGCAGACAAUCAUUUCAUAUCAACUGACGAGACCACAGAUGAUUCAACAAUGGAAUCAGAAGUUGUACAAGAACCAACUAUCCCAAGACGUGGCAGGAAACGUGGAAACCAAAAGUCAAAAGAACAGCAAAAAGCAUUGCCAGUUAGCAAGAAGGCAAAGAAGGAGUGUGUUGAACACACUUUAAACUCAACAUUUUCAGUCGACGAGGAUUCCGAUGAUGCUAAAAAGAAAGAUUUGCCUUCAAUUGAAAAACCUAAGAAGGCUAUCCCCAAAAACUUGAGGGGAAGAAAAAAGGUUUAUUUGACGGAAGAAUCAUCAACGAAUGAGUCUGAAAAUGAGAAAGUUCCUGCCAAACAAGUGAAGAAAAUUAAAAGUGUUGAAGCAAAAGAGCAAUCUGUUACCCAGGAAUCAGAACCUGAAAAUAAAGCAGUGGAGGGUAAGGUUCAAAUAUUGGAUAAUGCUAUUGAAAAGUCACCAGAGAUUCAAUCAGUGGCUGCAAAAGUUCCCAAGAGAAAGCUGAAAAAGUCCGCAAGCGCUGGUGAACAGCAUGUCACUGGAAAUGUUGCUGAAAAGAUACCUGCUAGGAGAACCAGAAGUUCUGACAAAGUUGUUGAACCUGAUCAAUCAGUGAAAGCUGCGAUCACACCCAAAAGCACACCUACUGUAGCCGUUCCUUCUCUACCAGAGCCUACAAGCCCACCAGUCGUCUUGGUAGCAAAAAAGACUUUACUGCUGAGGACAUCAAGCCACCCGGUGAGGAGCCGUAAGCCAUCUGCAAAUUUGAACACUCCUGCAAAAGUGGCAGUGACGCCAGCGGCCAGCGCCAAGAAGGGAGUUCAAUUUACAGCAGCCAGUACCGACAACUCCUCCAACAUCCCGAAAAUGGCCAAACGCAAAGCUGCACCCAAUUUUGCCGAAAUUCAUCAGAAACAUUUCUUGAAAAUGCAGUCGGUUGACGAGUAUGUGGACAAGAAACGCGCCAGGACCGACACGAUGAACGCCAGCGCUAAAGCCGUUCGCACCAAGUCGGUUCUGAACAACGCUCAAACUAAACCGUCGACCCCGCAGGUGAAAACCGACGUAACAACCGAAUCGAUUGCAACACCGACGGCCAAACCAGACAUGAAAUUCAACUUUGUAUCAGGUUUACAAAAGCCCGUUUUUACGGCAAAGGGUCAAGUGGUCAACGGAAAACAACGAGUGAUGGCCACGGUUAAAGAAAACCUCCAAAAUAAUAACGCAUCCCAAAUUCCAGCAGUGACGACAAAGACAGCAGCUUCUAUAGGCGGCAAGAGAAAAGCUUCUAUGCUGAACGCGUCGAGAGAUGUAAACACGUCCACGCUGUCAAUGGCUGGUAAGCAGAUCCUAAAAGGUGUCAGGAUAAACAGACGUUUCGAAUUGCAAAUGCAACAUCGUAACAUGAAAAACUAAACGGGAGAAGAAAACGAACAACAAUUUUUAGACGUUUGCGUCAGAGUAUCUGCCUAGCUGAUCCGUUAGCGACAAAAUUUUUCGACUCAAUCUAGCGUUAUGCUCCUUUAAAAAGUGAAUUGCUUCAGCUUGUUUUUCCAGUAAAGUGUCGUCCGUCGUUUCUCUAAGAGUUUCAAGAAUUUGAAUACAUGAUUUUAAGGCUU
Molecule: messenger RNA, 2637 nt
Organism: Daphnia pulex (common water flea)
Lineage: Eukaryota; Metazoa; Arthropoda; Branchiopoda; Diplostraca; Daphniidae
Product: nucleolar and coiled-body phosphoprotein 1-like
Exons: 4
Coding region: 863-2434 (523 amino acids)
Biological process (GO): establishment of mitotic spindle localization; mitotic cytokinesis
Cellular component (GO): microtubule; spindle
Source: RefSeq, a predicted model, not a curated record